AUGUUGGCGCGAGCGCGCGUGCUCCUGGGGACCGAGGGGGCCACCAGCCUGUCCUCCGUCUCCACCCUCUGCAACACCGCCCUGGGUGCAGGGGUGCUGGGGCUGCCCUACGCCUUCGCGCGCGCAGGCUUGGUCGGCUGCCUGCUGCUGUCGCUGUCCGUGGCGGCCCUGGAGGCGUUCACCAUGUACGUCCUCGCCAAGUUUGCGGAGCGGUACGACGCUCCAUCGUACGGCACGCUCAUCCGGCGCGCGUUGGGGCGCAAGACCGGCGGCGUGCUGUCUGGGGUGAUGGUGCUCUACCUCUGGGGAUCGAGCGUGGCAUACCUGGUCGUCGUAUCCGACACGUUCACCAGCCUCUCAACAAUGCUGCUGGGACCGACCGCCUGGUGCUCCCACCGCGUGGCGCUGCUGGCGGCUUUUGGGCUGGUCCUGCUGCCCCUCUGCUUCCCGCGCAACCUCUCGGCCAUGGAGUACGUCAGCGCGGCGUCGGUUGUGGCUUUCCUGUACUGCUGUGUCGCGGUGUCCGUCAGGGGGUUCCAGGCCGUCGCGGCCCGGCCUGACCCCUGGGCGGGCAUCUCAUUAAUAAAGCUGGACGCCGGGGCGCUCUACGCGCUGCCGCUCGUCAUAUUCGGUUACAACUGCCACGCCAACGUGGUGUCUGUCUUUGUGGAGCUGGAGCACCGCCCCAGCCGCCUCAUCCCCGGGCUUCCGGCCAGCCCUCGGGAGUAUUAUGACUUGGGGCGCCUCGCCCCCAAGCCCUCCACCUACAAGCUCAUCGGGAUGCUUGGCGCCAUCAUCGUGUACAUGCUCAUCAUCUUCCUGGGCUACUCAUCGGUCGGCAUAUCAGGUUACCUGGCCUACCCGACCUCCGUCAGUUCAAACGUCCUCAACUCCUUCCCGGCCGGGGACAUAGCGCGGGCAGCGAUCGGGUGCGUCUGUGUCGGCUCAUACCCCUUGAACCACCACCCCGCCCGGGCGGCCUGGGAGGACUUGUUCGACGCCCUGGCGGACGUGCGGCAGCUGCCCAAGUGGCUGUCCGUCUCCCUGACCACGCUGUUUGUCGCCUCGACGGUCGGCACGGCGAUGCUGGUCACCGACCUGGGCAGCGUAUUGCAUAUCGUCGGCGGCACAGCCGCCGCGUUCAUGGUGUUCAUGCUGCCGGGGCUGCUCCUGAUGAAUGCCGCAAUCAUCAAGCACACGACCACCAGCGGCCCGGCGGUGGGCAGCGGCUUGUCAGAUCUCGCGGACGUUGAGGAAGAUGGGGAGUUGGGCGACGACAGCAGCGGCAGCGGCGCCGACCGGCAGCAGCACCAACAGCAGCAGCAGCAGCGGCAACGGGGUGCUGCAGCGGCGGAGGACUCCUCGGCGCCGCUGCUGGACACCGUCUCACUCAGCAAAAAGGCGGGCUUCAGGGACGCGGGCUUCAUCUUUGCGCCCCGCAAGGGCUGGUGGGCGGGGCUGGGCUUGGUGGCGGUGAGCCUGGCCGUGAUGACCAUCACAGUGCUGACCACAGAGUAG
Molecule: messenger RNA, 1518 nt
Organism: Monoraphidium neglectum
Lineage: Eukaryota; Viridiplantae; Chlorophyta; Chlorophyceae; Sphaeropleales; Selenastraceae
Product: AAAP family transporter: amino acid
Exons: 13
Coding region: 1-1518 (505 amino acids)
Biological process (GO): amino acid transmembrane transport
Molecular function (GO): amino acid transmembrane transporter activity
Source: RefSeq, a predicted model, not a curated record